Molecule: messenger RNA, 495 nt
Organism: Symbiodinium necroappetens
Lineage: Eukaryota; Dinophyceae; Suessiales; Symbiodiniaceae
Source: the annotation of a GenBank genome assembly
AUGAACGACCCGCGCUGGCAGCAGCAUGUGAAGCCGAAGGUGCGUGGUCGAGGGUAUUGGUUUUGGAAGGCCGCCAUAUCGCGACUGUUGCUGGCCAAAGGUGUUCUUCAGCUGGGUGACGAUCUGCUGUAUGUGGAUGCGGAUUCCAUGCCCAUGAUGAAACACCUCAUCAGAAUGAGUGCCAUGCACAAGCAGGACAUCAUCAUUGCCGCGCAGCCUCACUGUGAACAUGUUUGGACCAAAGGUGACAUCUUUCAACGGUUUGGCACAACCUGGAACGACCUCCAUUAUGGGCUCACACAGCAGCCGAAAGCACAGGCAUUUUACAUGCGGCUGAACGAGCGUACGCUCAAAGUCUUGCAGAUCUGGGAGAUGCUCAUGGAGGAUUUUCACCUCGUCUCCGACGAGCCUUCCCGGAACAAAGACUUGGAUGGCCCCUGGUUCAAAAGGAAGGAGAACCGGCACGAUCAGAGCUUGCUGUCCAUGAUCAUCAAG